Prunus armeniaca (apricot) is the source of this 687-nucleotide messenger RNA. NCBI's taxonomy places the organism in Eukaryota, Viridiplantae, Streptophyta, Magnoliopsida, Rosales, Rosaceae. The record is from the annotation of a GenBank genome assembly.
AUGUUUGGUAUUUCGUACGGAGAGCUCUUCCUCUUGAUCGGAGCCACGGCUGCUCUAGUCGGACCAAAGGAUUUGCCUAGAAUUGCUAGAACAGCAGGGAGGUUAGCGGGUCGGUCAAUUGGGUAUGUUCAGUUAGCUAGAGGUCAAUUCGAUAAUGUUAUGCAGCAGUCUCAAGCCCGCCAGGUUCAUAAAGAACUUCAAGAUGCACUUGCACAACUAGAGUCGAUUCGUUAUGAAGUCCGGAGUAUAUCACUUAUGAAUCCCGGUCCUAUGGCUCGAAGGCUGAUGGAUAAUCCUCAGGACCCGGCUCCUCUGAGUGAUGGGGCCAACAGUUCACUUGAGAAGCCUAAGGAGGAGCUGAAGUCAAGAAAUCCUGUGGUGAAGGAUGAUACUUUCAGAACCUCAGACUCACCUAAUUUGCAUAGUCAAGCAACUGCGUAUGCAAAGUUGGCUGAAUCUGAUGCCGUGAAGACUGGCUCUUUGAAGAGCAGUGCAGAGCAAGAAAACCUUAAAGAUGAAAGUGGUCUUUUCGUUGCCCUCCCAAUUUCAGCUGAAAGCACUGGGAUGCUACCAAAUCGCAAAGAGAAUGUUAAGGGAUCAGACAUUGUGUUGGAAGCAAUAGUUGAAGCAGAGGUAGCACGUAAUGCCAAAGAUUUCUUUUCACAGCCUGAAAAUCAAAUACAGUGA